CAUGCAAAAGUUGGAUCGCAGUGGCACUGCAUCUAGUAUUUCUGGUUCUGUUGGCACUACUGCCGUCAAUAACACUGGCCUUGCUUUACCACCGGCACCUAUCCUUGGAGCUGCUCCUGUGGUACCUCCGGUUGUUGCUCCCCUUGCUUCUUUUCCUGCUCUUGCUGGACUUGGCGCAGGUCUUCAAGUUCCCACUGCUGCUGUGCCAGCUAUUGAUACAAUUGGUGUUCCGAGUGAAUGUUUAUUACUAAAGGAUAUGUUUGAUCCAAAUGUUGAGACGGAGCCAGAUUUUGAUUUGGAUAUCAAAGAAGAUGUUCAAGAAGAAUGUUCAAAGUUCGGAAAAUUGAAACAUAUUUUCGUGGAGAAGAACAGUGCUGGCUUUGUGUACUUGCGAUUUGAGCAUACGCAAGGUGCAGUCGCUGCACAGCGUGCUCUCCAUGGAAGAUGGUUUGCUGGAAAGAUGAUUACCGCAGCAUUUAUGGUACCCCAGGCAUAUGAGACUAAGUUCCCUGAAAGUAGAUAGGAUUAUGAUUCUGGAUGUACAACAAUGGGAGUCUAAAAGAGUAGUCUGUAUGCCUAUUGAUGCCGCUUUUUAUUGCUGCCUCUUAAGGUUAAGAUAAGAUGUCAUUUGCUUGUCUUCAGUUUUGGGAUUUUUUGUUUAUUGUUUUCUUUUUUUCUUUUUUUUGGGAGGGGGGGAGGAAGCGAGGGAGAAAAGCUUGUGUACAAUAAGUAGUUAUACUCGGGUGUUUGCAAAUGAGUUGCUAAUAGCAGAAGAUUGUGAAAAGAAGUCAUACUUACAUUUUAUGAAUUUGUUACUGCCUUUUACAAUCAAAAUCUAAGAGUCAACUGUUUGGAUGCAACUGCUGCUUCCUUUUGUAAUCUUGAGGUUUUUUUGGCUACAA
Corylus avellana is the source of this 902-nucleotide messenger RNA. The record is from RefSeq and is a predicted model, not a curated record. Lineage: Eukaryota; Viridiplantae; Streptophyta; Magnoliopsida; Fagales; Betulaceae.